This is a messenger RNA of Cercospora beticola, 927 nucleotides long. Lineage: Eukaryota; Fungi; Ascomycota; Dothideomycetes; Mycosphaerellales; Mycosphaerellaceae. The record is from RefSeq and is a predicted model, not a curated record.
AUGGAUUUCGAAGUCAGUGGUCGCCGCUUCCAUCUCCCCGCAGAGCUGGUUGACCUGGUCAUCUAUCAGUUACGGGACACUAUUUCCGAUAUUCGAAAUGUGCGCCUCACAUGCAAGAUCUUCGCACGCAGCGCCACUCGUUAUAUUUACAACAUGUUUGAGACGCCAUCUCCACUACUGCCCGCUCCCGACAACACAUCCAGAGAUACAUUGCUGAGCUGGCCUUUGAUAGACCCACCAGGCUACACAAGCAUCAAAGUAUUGACGAGCUUAACUUGUGCCACAAUCAGGAGACUUGAUGGUUCAGAGAUGCUCAAGCUUCGAGACUUGAUCUGGGCGCCUCACGAUCACAUUGAGACUGAUCGACCUAGCGCGAUCGACGGUCGACUUGCAACCAUGUGGGGCGUGACGCAGGAAACUCCUGUAAAGCUGUGGCUUAUUCAUCAAUGGCCGAGCAAGGAGAUUUACAAGGCUUACUGCGAAGGAAGAUAUGCCGCUGAUCUGGCACAAUACCUCGAUGAGAUAGCUCCUGGAUGCCUGUUAAGAUCCUCGACAGAGUUUUGUACCCUACCCAAAGUGCGUAGAAGACGAAACCCUUUCUUCAGUGGAUAUGGCGAGCUUCGAACGCUGUACUUCCCUUCCGACAUGUCUUACGACCAGCGGAGGGCUUUCGAGAAAGAUAUGCAUGUUGAUCCGCAGUGGCGCGAGCGCAAUCCCCCUUUCCCAUUAGAUACCGCCGUGGCUGCCAGGUUGAUCAUCUUCUGGGGCGAUCCUCAGCAGAAAGAGAGUUGGAUACAAGAUGUGAAAACGGGCGAAACCUGGAGCCUUGGUCUGGGCCUUGUGCUUUCUGAAGAAGAUCUAGCGCCCUUUGGGCUUCUUGGUAUAGAAUCGGAGCAUUGUGAGUUCUCCUCAGGUCCGUUCGCCUAG